Schistocerca piceifrons (Central American locust) is the source of this 1583-nucleotide messenger RNA. Its product is annotated as mitochondrial import inner membrane translocase subunit Tim23-like. The record is from RefSeq and is a predicted model, not a curated record. The coding region runs from base 67 to 678 and encodes 203 amino acids. Gene Ontology annotation, biological process: protein import into mitochondrial matrix. NCBI's taxonomy places the organism in Eukaryota, Metazoa, Arthropoda, Insecta, Orthoptera, Acrididae. Gene Ontology annotation, cellular component: mitochondrial inner membrane; TIM23 mitochondrial import inner membrane translocase complex. Gene Ontology annotation, molecular function: transmembrane protein transporter activity. The transcript has a single exon.
ACGUUUCGUAAUAGGUUAAGUUGUUGGUGUUACCCAUGCAUGAGAAUUAUUGUAAAGUAAACUGAUAUGGGAGAUCGAACGACGUAUUCCGGUAGCAUGUAUUCCGAUUUUCCGAAUAAGGAUUCCGACUUGAACGUUACAGGCUCAACGAAAAACCUUGCUCCCCUCUCUCCUUACCUGAACUUCAACCCUGUGUAUCUACCACAAAGCCAGCCGGAAUUCAUAUUCCCUGAAGGUGCUUCGAGACAGAGAGGGCGAUAUGAGCUAGCGUUUUCACAGAUAGGCGUUUCAUGCAUGGCUGGAGCAACAAUAGGAGGCAUUAACGGAUUUUACAAUGGGCUGAAAAGUACAACCCUUGCAGGACAUACUGGGAAGUUGAGAAGAACACAGCUCCUAAAUUAUGUUAUGAAACAAGGAGCAGCAACUGCCAACACCCUUGGCGUCAUAGCCGUUAUGUACAGUGGCUUUGGCACAAUAUUGUCAUGGAUGAGAGGAUGUGAUGACGAACUCAAUACAAUCUCAGCUGCAACUGCAACAGGCUUGUUGUACAAGUCAUCAGCUGGAUUGAGAAAGUGUGCAAUUGGAGGAGGAGUUGGAUUCACCCUUGCAGCAGCUUAUUGCUUGUGGAGUUCUAGGGAUAAAUUGCAAGAUUUUCGCCGUGAAUUCAAUCCAGCGUAAGAAUGUGUUAUAGUUUGUUGAAUAUUUAUAGAACACUCAAAGGAAAAGAUUUGUUGAAAAUUUAGAUCUUGUUUUUUGUGAACUUGUACAUAAAACUUAGUUAUGAAGCCGGACAAUAAAGCACUGUGUAAAGUAGAGGCUACAAAUCAAAUUUGGUUUUGUGGCAUCUAGUAAACUCUCAGAAAACAGAAGAUAUGAUAUGCUGUAUUUGUUUUUAGGGAUUACUUGAAGGUUAUGAUGCACUGUUAUGCUGUAUUUUGAGUUUAAGAUUUUAGCUCUUUGUGAAAUCUGUGAUUUUAAAACCAGUGUAAUAGCUGCUGUGUGUGCUUGUUGAUAAGUCGCAUGUGUGUAAUGGCUCAUUAAGUUGUAGUUCUAGUUUAUAUUCUUUUAUGGGCUCCCAGAGAUUUCUUCUGCCAUUUUUGCUAUAUAAAUAUAAAAUUUUGCUGUUCUGGAGGUGUCAGUAAACAUCUUUCCUUUCCAGAUAUAAUCUAUGUUAUGUAAAAAUACAAUUGUUAUAACUAUCAUUUUUAGUUCAUACUUACUUUUCGUAUUUUGAUGUGUCUGAGGCACAAUUCUGAAAACACACGGUGGGAUUUAAGUAGGUAACAAGAACAACUUCAGUCUGCUCAGGAAACGCUGAAAACGCAUGUGAUGGAACUUGUAUUCAAUCUAAAAACAAGCAGUAGGUACUAUAAAUUGCUGUAACAUGGGGUUAAAAGUGUUUAAUAUUACAUGGAUGGAAAGUCAUUGCAGUCAGGUAUAUAGACUGUCAACAAUUCAUAUAUACUAAUUACUAAGCUGUCACUUGGUACCUUGAACUUUUAUUGAGAACCUAUUGUGUGCCUAAGAAUGUAAUGUAAUAAGAUGGGGAAACUGCAGAAAACAAAGAAAGUAAAUGAAAUUAA